Nothobranchius furzeri (turquoise killifish) is the source of this 2684-nucleotide messenger RNA. It is a transcript of the gene chst2b, whose product is annotated as carbohydrate (N-acetylglucosamine-6-O) sulfotransferase 2b. Gene Ontology annotation, biological process: carbohydrate metabolic process; N-acetylglucosamine metabolic process; sulfur compound metabolic process. Gene Ontology annotation, cellular component: Golgi membrane; trans-Golgi network. Gene Ontology annotation, molecular function: N-acetylglucosamine 6-O-sulfotransferase activity. The record is from RefSeq and is a predicted model, not a curated record. NCBI's taxonomy places the organism in Eukaryota, Metazoa, Chordata, Actinopteri, Cyprinodontiformes, Nothobranchiidae.
UUUCUGAUUGAAUCUGCUCGGUUUGUAUUAGUUAGACGAGCCCUGGAGCAGCUCGGGAAGCCGUGACUGCGGACCCAGGCGCUUCUCGUUAACAUCCCGACAUGAUUUAAGCGCGCUGCGGAGGAAACGCGCUCCAUGUUGCGUCUGAGCGGAGCUGCACGGAUCCUCAGGAUGUUUGCUGCGCAGAGAUGCUUCUGCUGAGCAUGGACGAGAAGAAGAAGAAGCAGGGCGUCUGUUACAAUGAAGGCGUCCCCUUUUUUGUUGUGAACACGGGCCACACCGCUGAAUCACUGCAACGCUACUAUGGACAACUUAAAGAAGGCGUCUGUCCCCCAUCGCUCCCAUGAAGAGCAUUGCGCAGUGCAGUGAAAACUGGAAAUCGUGCUGCCGAAUAGGAGGGGAAUAUAUUACCUAAUCACCCGCUUCUGUACUGGGAAUUUAUUCCCAGUGCAGCCCCCCCAUACACACACUCUACAGAGCGUUGGUGCAUUUUCAAUGUAGAGCUUUGUCCAGCGGUGGGAGCCACACUCCAGGGGCACAGAUGAGAGGCAAACAAUACCAUCAACCACUGAAGUUGACAGCGCCUUGGGAGAAGGAUGCUGGCUUUGGGAGGAAGCUCAAAACCUACAGGAACCACACCAAGAUAAUAGCACAGCCUGGGAUCGUGAUGAAAGUGCUCCGCAGAAAGAGGAUUGUGUUGUUUAUGGCCUAUUUCCUACUGCUGGUCCUCACCAUGCUCAAUUUGGCUAAUUAUAAAUGGACCAAGGAGCCACAGCAGUGCAACCAUCAGAUGAGGAGCACCACUUAUCAGAGCAGAUCUGACAUUCGCUUCCUUUACAGGCCCUCUCUGGCCAAAAAGAGACAGCUCAUCUACGUCCUGACCACCUGGAGGUCGGGCUCGUCCUUUUUCGGGGAGCUUUUCAACCAAAAUCCAGAAGUGUUCUUUUUGUAUGAGCCCAUGUGGCACAUCUGGCAGAAGCUUUACCCUGGCGACGCCGUGUCUUUACAAGGGGCAGCCAGAGACAUGCUUAGCUCCUUGUAUCGCUGUGAUCUGUCUGUUUUCCAACUUUAUAACAGCCCCGGAGGCAAGAAUUUCACCUCCUUGGGACUGUUUGGGGCCACCCUGAAUAAAGUGGUGUGCUCCUAUCCCCUCUGCUCAGCCUACAGGAAGGAGGUGGUGGGGAUGGUGGAUGAUAAGGUGUGUAAAAAGUGCCCCCCUCAAAGCCUUAGACUUCUGGAGGAGGAGUGCCUCAAAUAUAACACCAUAGUCAUUAAAGGGGUGCGUAUCCUGGAUGUAAACGUGCUGGCUCCUUUAAUGGAGGAUCCAUCCUUGGAUUUGAAGGUGAUACAUUUGGUUAGAGACCCGCGGGCCGUCGCUAACUCCAGGAUUAAGUCUAGACACGGCCUGAUCAGGGAGAACUUACAGGUGGUUCGCAGCAGGGACCCUAAACUUCGACGGAUACCUUUUGUGGAUCCGGGCCACAAAGCCAAUAAGAAGGACGGCUCCGACUAUCACUCCAUCGGAGCCAUGGAGGUGAUCUGCGACCGCACCUCCAGGACCUUAAGGACUGCUUUAAACCCGCCCAGCUGGCUGAAGGGGAAGUACAUGGCGGUGCGGUACGAAGACCUGGUGGAAAACCCGGUGAAGACGCUGAGGAGCAUCUACCGCUUUGCCAACCUCACCAACAACCACGACAUCGAGCUGUUUGCUCUCAACAUGACCAGCGGCUCCAGCUCUUCCUCGAAGCCGUUCAUCGUCUCCUCCAGGAACGCCACACAAGCCGCUAGCGCGUGGAGAACGGUGCUGAGCAUUCAGCAGAUCAAACAAGUGGAGGACUACUGCCACCACUCCAUGUCUGUUCUGGGCUACGAAAGAGUGAGAACAGCAGGGGAGGCCAAGGACUUGAGCAAAUCCUUACUGACUCGCUCCAAAUUGUGAAAAUGAAAAAAAAAAACCCCAAUCAAACAUCCUCACCACCAAAGACCUAAUUUAAUGUCCAUUUCUCAUCGAGUGCCGUUCCCUCUUAUUGUGGAAUCAAAGCUUUACUUUUCAGUGUUUGAGGAGCUCCACUGGCCACAUUUGGAAUGUAUCAUGCUUUUAUUUUUUUUCUCGGUCGACUCUUUUAUACUGGAUACGUUUGAUGAUGCGAGGCUGCGGACUUGAAUAAUCUGAAGGAAAAUAACAGAAACUACAUUUCACAUAUCUUUCAGUGACACUUCAAAGUAGAUGUUUUGAGAUUAUUUUUGAAUGUUCAAAAUUUUUUAAAUAUCUAAUUUUUCAGUCUCCAUACUGUCUGUAAACGUAAAACUAGCGGGUAAAAAGAAAAAAAUAGAAAUAAAUCCAUUAUUAAUGUUUAUUUUUAGGGUCCGUUUGAAGUUGGAGACAAUCAGUAACUUGGUUUGUUGACGUGCCAUAACGUGGAGGUGUCAUCAGAGCAGCUGUCCUGAAAUACUUUUUUUAGUUUUUAAAGAAACGGGGUUUUCUCUUUUGUUUUUAUUUUAUUUUGUCAGCGUCCUUGUGGGGAUGAUGAUGAUGUCAUGCACUGUGGACAUAGUCACAACUCUGGAGCUGAAACAUCUCUGUCGGUGUGAGCAGUCUGUUCUACCAUUUCAAAUGUUUACAAUUGCUUGCUCUUAUGAAAACACCUGAUCUGAGAAAGUUCAGUAAAGUUCACAGGAAACAA